This is a messenger RNA of Arabidopsis lyrata subsp. lyrata, 768 nucleotides long. RefSeq names its product photosystem II D1 precursor processing protein PSB27-H2, chloroplastic. Gene Ontology annotation, cellular component: chloroplast thylakoid lumen; photosystem II. The coding region runs from base 91 to 690 and encodes 199 amino acids. Gene Ontology annotation, biological process: photosystem II repair; photosystem II assembly. The record is from RefSeq and is a predicted model, not a curated record. NCBI's taxonomy places the organism in Eukaryota, Viridiplantae, Streptophyta, Magnoliopsida, Brassicales, Brassicaceae. The transcript is spliced from 3 exons.
CAAAUUGAAGGGCAAAUUCGUCAUUUAGGCAAACAACUAGAACCAUCAUCCUCUUUCUGAGGUUCUUGUUGUUAUCAGACAGGAAGAUUCAUGGGUUUCCUUGUAGCUGCCAUGAACUUUUCUCCUACCUUGAUGCAUCACCAUAUGAAAUCGAAGCAUCAUUGUCAAAAUGAAAAGCUUCUUCAGGGCCAAACAUCAUCUUUGUUUGAUCGUCGUGGUUUCUUGAAAUGUGUUGUUGGUGCUUCUUCGUUUAUGGCCGCAUUUGAGUUUUCUGGAUUACAAGCUCAGGCGGCAGAGGAAAAGUUAGAAGAAGGAGAAGGAGUUGUUGGUGCUUUCAAGACUUUGUUUGAUCCUAAUGAGAGAACAAAGUCUGGCAAAGAGUUACCAAAAGCUUACCUGAAAUCUGCAAGAGAGGUUGUCAAAACCAUGAGAGAGUCAUUGAAAGAGAACCCUAAAGACAAUGCUAAGUUUAGAAGAAGUGCUGAUGCUGCUAAAGAAUCCAUUCGUGAUUAUCUGAGCAAUUGGAGAGGACAAAAGACUGUUGCUGGAGAAGAAUCAUACGUGGAGCUGGAGAAUGUAAUCCGAGCUUUGGCGAAAUUUUACUCAAAGGCUGGUCCUUCUGCACCACUUCCUGAUGAGGUUAAGACUCAGAUUUUGGAUGAUCUUAACAAGGCUGAAGAGUUCUUGUGACAUUUUUGCUGUAACAUGUUUCACUCAUGUUAUAUAUAAUAUAUAUGAAAGUAUUGGAAUUUGAAAGCUAUUGAAGAA